GCCAGCGAGGUCGGUUCCGCCCGACUCUAACAUGGCGGCGCCCUUUGUCUGCUCUGAAGUGCCGUCUCCGGCCUUCUCGCGGCCGUGAUGCACCUCCCUCUGCGGUGGGGUCUGGGACAUGGCAGCCAUGGAUUUCCCCCAGCACAGCCGGCACGUCCUGGAGCAGCUGAACCAGCAGCGGCAGCUGGGGCUUUUGUGUGACUGCACCUUCGUGGUGGACGGUGUGGACUUUAAGGCCCACAAAGCGGUGUUGGCGGCCUGCAGCGAGUACUUCAAGAUGCUCUUCGUGGACCAGAAGGACGUGGUGCACCUGGACAUCAGUAAUGCGGCAGGCCUGGGGCAGGUGCUGGAGUUUAUGUACACGGCCAAGCUGAGUCUGAGCCCUGAGAACGUGGACGAUGUCCUGGCCGUGGCCAGCUUCCUCCAGAUGCAGGACAUUAUCACAGCCUGCCACACCCUCAAGUCACUCGCUGAGCCUGCUGCCAGCCCUGGGGACAAUACCGAGGCCUCAGCGGUGGAAGGAGGGGACAAAAGAGCCAAAGAGGAGAAGACUGCCACUACCACGCUGAGCAGGCCGGAUCAGGCGGGGAGCAGCACACCCACGGGCCCAGGCAGGGAGCUCAAAGAGGAGCGAGGUGGCCAGGCCGAGAGUGCAGCCAGCGGAGCAGAGCAGACGGAGAAGGCUGAUGCCCCCCGGGAACCACUGCCUGUGGAGCUCAAGCCGGACCCCACGAGUGGCAUGGCUGCUGCAGAAGCUGAGGCUGCCUUGUCGGAGAGCUCAGAGCAAGAAAUGGAGGUGGAACCUGCCAGGAAGGGAGAAGAGCGAGAGGCAGAGGGCGUGGGGCCUGCCGUGAUUAAGGAGGAGGGGCUGCAGCUGGAAAACGGAGAGGCUGCUGAAGAGAACGAAGAGUCGGCGGGCACAGAUUCCGGACAGGAGCUUGGCCCCGAAGCCCGGAGCCUGCGCUCAGGCACCUACGGCGACCGCACUGAGUCCAAGGCCUAUGGCUCCGUCAUCCACAAGUGCGAGGACUGUGGGAAGGAGUUCACACACACGGGCAACUUCAAGCGGCACAUCCGCAUCCACACAGGCGAGAAGCCCUUCUCAUGCCGGGAGUGCAGCAAGGCCUUCUCCGACCCAGCCGCCUGCAAGGCCCACGAGAAGACGCAUAGCCCGCUGAAGCCGUAUGGGUGCGAGGAGUGCGGCAAGAGCUACCGGCUCAUCACUGCGCGCUACCGCUGCGAGGACUGCGGCAAGCUCUUCACCACCUCGGGCAACCUCAAGCGGCACCAGCUGGUGCACAGCGGGGAGAAGCCCUACCAGUGCGACUACUGCGGCCGCUCCUUCUCCGACCCCACGUCCAAGAUGCGCCACCUAGAGACCCAUGACACUGACAAGGAGCACAAGUGCCCACACUGCGACAAGAAGUUCAACCAGGUGGGGAACCUGAAGGCCCACCUGAAGAUCCACAUCGCAGAUGGGCCCCUCAAGUGCCGAGAGUGUGGGAAGCAGUUCACCACUUCAGGGAACCUCAAGCGGCACCUGCGGAUCCACAGCGGGGAGAAGCCCUACGUGUGCAUCCACUGCCAGCGGCAGUUCGCGGACCCAGGCGCUCUGCAGCGGCACGUGCGCAUCCACACCGGCGAGAAGCCGUGCCAGUGCGUGAUGUGUGGCAAGGCCUUCACCCAGGCCAGCUCCCUCAUCGCCCACGUGCGCCAGCACACCGGGGAGAAGCCCUACGUCUGCGAGCGCUGCGGCAAGAGGUUCGUCCAGUCCAGCCAGCUGGCCAACCACAUUCGCCACCAUGACAACAUCCGCCCGCACAAGUGCAGUGUGUGCAGCAAGGCCUUCGUGAACGUGGGCGACCUGUCCAAGCACAUCAUCAUCCACACUGGAGAGAAGCCUUACCUGUGUGACAAGUGUGGGCGAGGCUUCAACCGAGUGGACAACUUGCGUUCCCAUGUGAAGACCGUGCACCAGGGCAAGGCUGGCAUCAAAAUCCUGGAGCCAGAGGAGGGUGGAGAGGUCAGCGUGGUCACUGUCGAUGACAUGGUCACGCUGGCCACUGAGGCACUGGCAGCAACAGCCGUCACUCAGCUCACAGUGGUGCCAGUGGGGGCCGCAGUGACAGCCGACGAGACGGAAGUACUUAAGGCAGAGAUCAGCAAGGCUGUGAAACAGGUGCAGGAGGAAGACCCCAACACCCACAUCCUCUACGCCUGUGAUUCCUGUGGGGACAAGUUCCUGGAUGCCAACAGCCUGGCCCAGCAUGUGCGGAUCCACACAGCACAGGCGCUGGUCAUGUUCCAGACCGACGCGGACUUCUACCAGCAGUACGGGCCGGGUGGCACGUGGCCGGCCGGGCAGGUGCUGCAGGCUGGGGAGCUGGUUUUCCGCCCUCGGGACGGGACUGAGAACCAGCCUGCGCUGGCAGAGACUCCACCCGCAGCUCCUGAAUGUCCGCCCCCUGCCGAGUGAGCGGGAGGCCCUUCUCCUUGACUGCCUAUUUAAGGAUGGAUGGCACCGUGGACUUGCGAUGGUGGCUCUAUUCCCUAGAGAAUAAAUUUGAUUAUUUUCUAA
Molecule: messenger RNA, 2578 nt
Organism: Tupaia belangeri chinensis (Chinese tree shrew)
Lineage: Eukaryota; Metazoa; Chordata; Mammalia; Scandentia; Tupaiidae
Gene: ZBTB17
Product: zinc finger and BTB domain containing 17
Biological process (GO): regulation of transcription by RNA polymerase II
Cellular component (GO): nucleus
Molecular function (GO): protein binding; DNA-binding transcription factor activity, RNA polymerase II-specific
Source: RefSeq, a predicted model, not a curated record